This is a messenger RNA of Microbotryum saponariae, 410 nucleotides long. Lineage: Eukaryota; Fungi; Basidiomycota; Microbotryomycetes; Microbotryales; Microbotryaceae. The record is from the annotation of a GenBank genome assembly.
AUGAAACUCGUUUUCAGCUUUGCAAGCCUUGCCUUAACGAUUGUCUAUCUUGGCGGAGCCGCUGCUCUCCCUGUCGUGUCCAAGUCUGGUCACGAGGCGACUCAGGGGCUUGAGCCCACGGCAGCCACGGUCACGGUGCAUGAUCUCACCGCGACGAGUCAGAGCACCCCCCAGCACCAGGAGUACGAGGGAGAGUCCAAGUUCAUCUCUAUUGGAAAAAUCUUCCACAAGAUUGGAAUCCCCGUUCCCGUUGGAAGUGGGUCACAGUCACAGCCUCGACCCGGUGGGUCGCGGAGCAAUAGCAUCAUACUCACCCCCUGCUAUUCGAUAUGCGCCCUUUUUCAGAGGUCAGUAUUUUCAGCCAGAAGUCUUGUUCAACUGCACUCUUAUGUUCCGACUACCCCGGCUGA